Molecule: messenger RNA, 7467 nt
Organism: Bactrocera dorsalis (oriental fruit fly)
Lineage: Eukaryota; Metazoa; Arthropoda; Insecta; Diptera; Tephritidae
Gene: rst
Product: irregular chiasm C-roughest protein
Exons: 9
Coding region: 1387-3852 (821 amino acids)
Biological process (GO): cell-cell adhesion
Cellular component (GO): cell-cell junction
Molecular function (GO): cell adhesion molecule binding
Source: RefSeq, a predicted model, not a curated record
CGCUCAUUACGUGUUUGACUCUGCUGGUGUACGUUUCGUUUUUACACGUUCAGGCGCGCGUCAACAGCGGUUCGAUUCGCUUCGUUCAUUCGUCAGUUAAUUAACCAAUGCAUAUGAAAAUUUCGUGCGGCUUCGCAUUUUCAACGCGUUUAUUUGUGUGAAACUCAAUUAAAAGUUGAGAAAAGUUUUUUCUGUGCACUUUAUGGAGAAUAUGUUGCAUGUGAAAUGCGAAAAAAUUGCGUUUUAAGAAAAAUAUAUGAGAAGUGAUAUUUGAAGCACUUGUUUAUAGUGCUGAAGGCUUGGUAGACAAAGAUUUAGAGUUUGGUAUCCCAGCAAUGAAAGUGGAAAACUUAAUUUCAGUGGCUGCUGGGAAUGUUUGAAGAAAUUUUAAAACAAAUACUAUAAAUAAAAUAAAAAAGUAAGCAACAUUACAACAAAUACUUAACAUGUAUAACAUGCAUUUUCUAUUGCUGAUUCAUCAAUGAAUUCGUUGAGUACUGCGGUAAACAGCUGACAAAAUAGUCGUUUCAGUGAAAAAAUCAAACCUUUUGAAAACUAACGUUACAACUGUGGCAUUUAGCAGUGAUGACAAACCACUCAAGGCACAAAUAAAAUAAAAAAGUGAUUUUGUCUUUAAAAAUACCAACAAAAUAAUAAUAACAAUUGCCAACAAGUCUGGAUAUAUUCAGCAAUAUACACUACGUGGGGUGAAAAAAUUUUAAAAAUUAAAAAAAAUUAUAAAAAAUAAUGAAAUUUUUUUAUAAAAACAAAUAAUGAAAAAAUGUGUUAGCAAAUUUUAAAAUCGCAAAAGUGUGUUAGUUAAAACUACAAAAACAACACUGAAAUAAUUUUUGAAAGUUUAACUAAAAGUGUUUUUCAAAUUGGGCGUUUCUUCAAUAAAAAAUAAAUUUUAUUAACAAAAGUGCACACAAAGUUUAGUGUUUACUAAAGGUGCAGUGUGAUUAAAGCUGCUAACAGUUAUCAGCAAAACGCUUAGCGCUUUCUUUUCUUCUGUAACACCCAUCAACUAAAUACAAGUUACAAAUAUUGUGUCAAGUGAAAAUUUUUACAAAGGAUAUUUUACACGAUGGAGUACGCGGCACACACAUAAAAUUCGAUAUGCUUCCUGUCUACGGAUAGCCUAGCAUUAAGUGUCAUACUUCCUUCUUGCAUACCAUAAUGUGGCGGUGAAGUUAAACUGAUUUUUACAAGCAUUCAAAAAUAAUAAAUCGAUACGAAAUUCGUGCGCAUCAAUCACAUAACAGACGUUAAGUCACGCAAACGCUUUCGCAGCGACAUCGGCAUCGACAGUGACAAUAACAAUAACAACUGUCUUUCCAUUUCUACGCUACGACGCUAGACUACCACCGACACAUCACAUCAGUCAUGGCGUACGCAUUUACUGCAACCACAACAACUACCAGCCGAGCAGCAGCACACUCACCUGUGGCGCCUGGCACGACGCGUAUGGCGUCACUCAAACCGCUGCGUAGCUUACAGCAAUUGCUGCUGCCAUUCAAAAUCAUCGCCAUCAUCAGCAUCGUGUCGUCAGCGUCGCCGCUGUCGUUGAUCAGCGUGACGCAGGCUAAACACCUGUCAGCGGAUGUUGGUGUUGGUAGCGCUGUAGCGGCGCUUGACGAUGCCGCUUAUGCUGCCUCUGUGCCGUCGGUCGCCUCCUCCUCAUCCUAUUAUGGCGCUUAUCAGUUUCAACGUUUCGCAAUGGAACCGCAAGAUCAAACGGCUGUGGUGGGUGCACGUGUAACGCUACCGUGUCGCGUCAUCAACAAACAGGGUGUGCUGCAAUGGACCAAAGAUGAUUUCGGUUUGGGUACAUCACGUGAUUUGGGCGGUUUUGAGCGUUACUCAAUGAUUGGUAGCGAUGAGGAGGGCGACUAUUCAUUGGAUAUUUAUCCGGUGAUGUUGGACGACGAUGCACGUUAUCAGUGUCAAGUGAGUCCGGGACCAGAGGGUCAGCCGGCUAUACGGUCGACUUUUGCCACGAUAACAGUGUUGGUGCCACCCGAAGCGCCCAAAAUUACGCAAGGUGAAGUGAUAUAUACGACCGAGGAUCGUAAGGUGGACAUUGAGUGCGUGUCGGUGGGUGGCAAACCGGCUUCAGAGAUAACGUGGAUUGAUGGACUCGGCAAUGUUAUAACGAGCGACAUUGACUACACCACGCUGCAGAUGCCGGAUGAGCGCCGCUUCACCGCCCAAUCGACGUUGCGGUUGACACCGAAAAAGGAGCAUCACAAUACGACAUUCACUUGUCAGGCGCAAAAUACAGCGGAUCGCACAUAUCGCUCGGCGCGUAUACGUGUAGAGGUAAAAUACGCACCGAAAGUUAAAGUGAACAUAAUUGGCGGUGCGUUGGAGGAUGGACGUAUACCGGAGUUUGCACAGGUGCGAUUAGAGUGCAAAGCGGAUGCCAAUCCCAGUGAUCUGCGCUAUCGCUGGUUCAUCAACGAUGAACCAAUUGUUGGUGGACAAAAAACCGAGAUGGUUAUUCGAAAUGUCACGCGAAAAUUUCAUGAUGCCAUUGUCAAGUGCGAAGUGCAAAACUCAGUGGGCAAGAGUGAAGAUAGCGAGACGCUGGAUAUCAGUUAUGCGCCCAGCUUUCGUCAGCGUCCGCAAUCAAUCGAAGCCGACAUUGGCACUUUGGUGUCUUUGGGCUGUGAAGUGGACGGCAAUCCAACGCCAGAUAUUGUAUGGAUACAGCAUCCAAGCGAUAGGGUUGUUGGCAUCAAUUCCAAUCUCACCUUUACCGUUAGCAAUGAAACAGCUGGCCGCUACUAUUGCAAAGCCAAUGUGCCCGGCUACAAAGAAAUCAGCACCGAUGCGUAUGUUUACCUGAAAGGUUCGCCCACCAUUUACUCGCCACCAUAUCAAUUCGGUUGGGUGGGUGAUACGGCGCGCCUUGAAUGUUCCGCAACAUCGGUGCCACGUGCGCGUCACGUCUCGUGGACAUUUAAUGGACAUGAAAUUAGCGCUGAAUACGGACACGACUACUCGAUACUGGUGGAUCCGGUGCCGGGUGGCGUUAAAUCGACGCUGAUCAUUCGUGACAGUCAGGCGUAUCAUUAUGGCAAAUACAAUUGCACAGUGGUGAACGAUUAUGGCAACGAUGUGUUGGAAAUCAAUUUGCAGGCACAAAAAACCAUCUCGCCCAUGAUGAUCAUCAUUGGUGGCACCUCCGUCGUCGGCUGUGCUAUGAUACUCAUCAUUAUCAUCAUAAUCUAUUUCAAGUGUAAGAAGCGCACCAAACUGCCACCGGCCGAUGUGAUAAGUGAGCAUCAGAUAAGCAAGAAUGGCGGUGUUGCUUGUAAAAUGGAAGCCGGCGAUCGCACCUCAAAUUACAGUGAUCUGAAAGUGGACAUAUCCGGCGGCUAUGUACCCUAUGGCGACUACUCAACACAUUAUAGCCCGCCACCACAAUAUCUCACCACCUGCUCCACCAAAUCGAAUGGCAGUUCGACAAUAUUACAAAAUAAUCAUCAUAAUCACUUGCAACAACAACAUAUGCAACAAACACUACAACAUCAUCAACAAACACCACCGCCACAAACUGUGCCAAUGACCUUCCUCUCGAACGGCAGUGCGAGCGGCAGCCUGACGAGUAGUAUUGUCGGUUCGCGCGAAAUACGCCAAGACAAUGGUCUGCCGAGUUUGCAAUCUACCACAGCGUCUGUGGUGAGCUCCUCGCCGAAUGGCAGCUGUAGUAAUCAGAGCACCGCGACGCAUGUCAUUUCCAGUUCGGUGGCGAUGAGUGUGGAUCCACGUUAUAGCGCCAUUUACGGUAAUCCUUAUUUGAGAUCGUCAAAUUCAUCGUUGUUGCCACCACCAACAGCGGUUUAGAGCGUCUAUCUAAGCGCCUUAGAAAGUCAAUAUAAGUUGUGUGUAGGUACAUACUAUAUAUGAAGUGAGCAUAAUAUUUCAUAUGGUAAAUAGUCCCGUUAAAAAAGAAAGACUGAUCUCAAAAUCAUUAAAAAUCGUUAGAAUGGCUAGCAAUGUGGGCAUAGGGUAAGUAAGUGUUAUGUUUCUAUAUAGUCUAAGCUGUUGUCAUAAUUUAGUUUGUUUUAGAAAUUCUUUACAAUCUGUGAGACUUCAAAGUCAAAAAUUUCAGAGUUCUCGUGUUAUACUAUUUUAUUUCGCAUUUAUUUAUUAUUUCAGAAAUGCCUAUGUUGUGUUUUAAACGUCUGCUUUUGAAAGGUGAAUUUCACAUGUUGCACUUGGCAAAUUUCGCACACAAUUUCACAAAUAAAAGCAUCUUAUGACAGCUAUGCCUUUUCACAAAUAUAGUAUAUACUCACAUAACUCCAUCCAGAUUAAAAUAUUUGCAACUGAAUUUCUCUGCUGACAUUAGCAGUGGUUGCUAAGCUUACAAUUUCAUUGCGUGUAGCAUAAAUUGUGAAUGUGCGAUGGAGAGAGUAUUUAUAUAAUUUACUGAGGAAAUGAAAAAUGUGAGAAAAAGUGUGCAAAACGGAAUGUGUUUUCAAGUUUAAAGUAAAGGUUGCGAAAAUUACCGUAAGUAGCUCAGAAAGACCUGAUGUGUAAUAUUUUGUGGCAAAGAAAGGUCAUAGGUAGGCUUUUACUCCAACAAAGCGAAAACUUUUCCGCUUACGAAAGCAGUUAGAAAAGUACCGUGAAAGUAAUAACGCAAGUUUUUGCAAUGUUGGCAACUGUUAUGAGCGCUGUGCUCUUAAUUUUUUUCCAUGAGACUUAAAAAAAUGUUUCAAGGGGAGGACAUGUAACUUUUUAUAUAAAUUAACGGCGAUAUUCUCGUUUAGAAGUUUGAAUUUUAAGUAAUUUUGCCAAAUUAAUUUUCAUAAAAUCUUGCGUUCUUUAAGUAAAGUCCGCGUCCUCGUCGUUUAGAUUGCUACUCAUGUGGUCAACAGAAAAUUAAAACAAUGACAAUGAAAACAUUCAAAGAAUAUUGAUAAUAAGUUAAAAAAAUCAACUGAUUAAAAGCUGAGCUAUCAGAGCGAGAGCACCAAAAACAUAGUUUUGAGAAAAACGCGUUCAAAGCUAAAGUUAAGGCUAAUCCGGCCGAGUUGCCACGACACCAAAACUAUAACUUUGAAAAAGUCUUAAACGAAAUUAUUUUUGAAUAUAUGAAUGGUCAAAAUAUCGACUUUUUUUAAUUUAUGUGCUAGAAUAUAUCAUUAAGGAAUACGUCAGUGAGCGUAUGAGAAUUGAGAUGUCAAGCCGAAUAAGUUUUUGAGCACUCCUACCAGUUACAUGAAUUGCUUGAUGUUUCUCACGAUAACUGCACAUGCAUGCUAAUAGGUAACAGGCCAAUUGAAAAGUCCUCGACCUCGAAUUUUUGCAAAAUUGUUUAUUUAUUUUUUUACUCAACAUAGUUCCCUUCAAGGGCGAUGCACUAAUUAUAGCAACCCUCCAACUUUUCGAUAUCAUUUUUUGGUACUACGUUUUGCUCUUUGCUUCAAAAAUAGGCUUCAGUUUCAUCGAUCACCUCUACAUUCGUGGAAACAUUUCGUCCCAGCAAGCAUUAUUUAUAAAAAAAGGUAAUUUAUUGUAUGAUACGGCCUUCUACGUUGAGUUGAACUUGAUUGGCCUGAUUGUACAUAGCGGCUAACCUUUAAAUAGCUCAAAAACAAUUUGUGAUAUAUAUUUGAAAUAUUAGUUUGUACUUUUAAAGGUAUAUACUAUCGAAAUAUGAAAAUCGAAAUCGAAAAUCGAUUUUUUCAAAAUAUCAGAAAAAAAUCGAAAAUAGAUUUUUUCAAAAUUUCAGAAAAAAUUCGAGAAUAGAUUUUUUCAAAAAUUCAGAAAAAAUUCGAAUAUUAGAUUUUUCAAAAUUUCAGAUAUAAUUUAAUUUUUUUUUUUAAUUUCACAACCUUAAAAUCAUUUAAAUUUCUGGCUACCGAAAUAAAUUGAAAAUUAUACAAAUAAUAUGAACAAAUUUUUUAAAUAUGUACCUAUUAGAGCAGUUUAGCGCUUAUGAGACAACCAAGCAAUCCAUUGAGAUCCACUGAGAGGUACUAACAACCACAGCAAUAACAUAUGUAUAAUACAUGCUUUUCUAAUUUGGAUCGCUGACGGACAGACAUGCUUCAUUCACGCAAGUGAACAAGCCACUUAUAACACAUACAUAAAUAUGUACAUAUCGUCACCUAAAAAGCAAAACAACGCAAUAAAAAAAAAUCGAAAUUGAGUUUUUUAUUGCUUACGAAUCACUACAUUACAUUACAUAUACUUACGUAUGCAGCACAAAAUGUUCUGCUUCCGCUGACAGAUAUAACCAAUAUGUAACCAUUUUAUAACCAAAACUCAAUUUUUUUCAAUAUUAGUGGUUUAUAUUAUAUCGGGUUUCCUUCAUCUGUAAACUUAUGAAAAGCGCUGUUACGUUAUUUUGCAUUUUAAGUGACGAUAUACAUAUGUACAUUUACAUAGGUACAAACUAAUAUGUACGCAGCUCGCUGCUGAAGCCUUUACAAUUAUUAUUACUUUCUUUCAUAUUUGUUCACAAGAAAAUUCAAGUGGAAAAAUCCAAAUAUCUUUAUAUUUUGCGCUCUUUCGACAAAAUAUGUUAUGAAAUUUUGAUGCUUUUCAGCUUGGAUGACUGCAUUUUGCAGGUAAAUGAAUAUGAAAUUAAUAUCCUUUUAACCCGAGAACUUUGAAAUAUUUACAAUAAAAAAAGAGCAAGUAAACAGACUGCUACUCAUGAGUAAAUAGCGAUUUUGUAAUAUUUAAAAAAUUCGAAAUGAACUAAAUACUGCAACAGCUUAGUUGUGUAGGCACAAGUAAGCGAAACACAUACACACGUGCAUAUGUGUGCAUUUAGAUUAGAUGAUUAAUAUUUAUUGAAAUUCGUAAAAUACCAAACCAAAAAGUCCACAAGACCAACGCUAAAAUAUACAUAUACAUAUGUACAUACAAACAUGCAUGCCUACAUGGAGACAUUACUAUGGAAGCAUUUAGAUAAAUAAAAAAUUAAAAAAAAAAAAUUACGGAAAAAAUUUCAAGUAUUUCCUUUACUUUAUAAAAACAAGCACGAAAGGCUAAUACACUCAGUAGCAACGUACAUAUGUAUGCAUGUUUGUACUAAGCAUAACCAGCAAAACAAAAAAAAAACAAAAAAAUAAAAAAAAAACAAAAGCCUACCAUAAACCUAGUACUGAAUAUUGUUAUUUAAUACAAAAACAAACAGCUGGUAGCGAGCGUCCUAAUAAAUAUUUCUAAAACUACGUACAUACAAACAUUGAGCAUACCUAAAAGCCUGCAAAACAGCAUUUAUUAAAACAGUGGUUAGGAAAUUGCAAAAUAAAGCAAAUACAAAUAUUAAUCGUUGAAAUAGAAAAGCAUCCAAAUAUCCAUAUAUACACACACCUGUAAUAUGUGCUACUUCAAAUUGUCCAAAUUUUUGCUGAUAACUACAAAAGUACUCUUCACUCAUAGCAUAAGGCAGAAUAUUUAUAGGAAAUUAAAAAAAUAUAAUAAUAAAUAAAAAAA